AUGUCGACAAAUUCCACAGCCCCUCGUCCUCCUUACGCUUUCUCCCUCGGUACAGACGACGAACUCGACGUAUACGCCGGUGUGAACGCCGCCGCGUUCAACGGACCGGUGAUCCACGCCCUUUUCCCCGGUCUAGCCACAGACCCGGAGGGCUACUACGCGUACCGCAAGGCGGCGAAUCUAAAGGCUUUCAAGGACCCUAAUCUUUACUGGGGAAAGGUGACCCGAACCGACACGGGCGAGGUCGUCGCGGUCGGGAGGUGGUCCUAUCACGACGGGAAAUAUGCGCCAGAGCCGGCUAGCGCGGACGAGGGGCCGCAGCCGCAGUGGGAGGGGGCGAACGACGCGUUCUGUGAGCUGUUCUUUGGCACGUUGGAUCGUCAUCACCAGGCAAAUGUCGGAGAUCGACCACAUUAUGUCCUCCAGAUGCUUGGCACAAAACCUGAAUACCAAGGUCGUGGCGCUAUCUCACCCAUCAUCCGGCAUGUGCUUGACGAAGCGAAGCGGAAUAAUUUGCCGACGUACAUCGAAGCAUCUCCGGCGGGUUUGCCAGUGUAUAAACAUUUUGGAUGGAAGGAGUUGCCGAGCAUUAUACGUAUACCGCUUCCAUCUGGAGAGACGGUCGAAUUGGUGCCGAUGCUGCGCGAAGCGGAAUCGUAG
Molecule: messenger RNA, 660 nt
Organism: Punctularia strigosozonata HHB-11173 SS5
Lineage: Eukaryota; Fungi; Basidiomycota; Agaricomycetes; Corticiales; Punctulariaceae
Exons: 2
Coding region: 1-660 (219 amino acids)
Molecular function (GO): acyltransferase activity, transferring groups other than amino-acyl groups
Source: RefSeq, a predicted model, not a curated record